AUGAGGUCCUCUUGGACCUCUUUGGGGCCCCCUGUGAGCCAGGACCGCAUCAUCACCAGCUUCCCUAAGUGGUACACAUCUGAUGCCUGCCUGCAACUCAAGGAGCACUUCCACAGCCAGGUCAGCACUGCCUGCCAACACAGGAACACGGGCACUGCUGGGCUCAAGCUCUCCAAGGUGGUGGUAGUUGGUGACCUCUAUGUGGGGAAGACUAGCCUCAUUCACAGGUUGUGCAAGAAUGUUUUCGACCGUGAUUACAAGGCCACUAUUGGGGUGGACUUUGAAAUCGAGCGCUUUGAGAUCGCGGGGAUUCCCUACAGCCUCCAGAUCUGGGACACAGCCGGGCAGGAGAAGUUCAAGUGUAUUGCAUCUGCCUACUACCGCGGUGCCCAAGUGAUCAUCACAGCCUUUGACCUCACCAAUGUGCAGACGCUGGAGCACACCAGGCAAUGGCUGGAUGAUGCACUGAGGGAGAAUGAGGCAGGCUCUUGCUUCCUCUUCCUCGUGGGAACCAAGAAGGAUCUCCUGUCGGAGGCAGCAUGUGAGCAAGCUGAAGCAGAGGCUGUGCACCUGGCCAAUGAAAUGCAGGCGGAGUACUGGUCUGUGUCAGCCAAAACCGGAGAGAACGUGACGGCAUUCUUCAGCCGUGUUGCCGCCCUAGCAUUUGAGCAGUCUGUACUCCAGGACCUAGAGAAGAGGCCCAGCAACCAGUCCCAGGUCGGAGAUGGAGAUGGAGACCUAAUCCGAAUAGAGGUACCCAAGACCCAGGAGAACCAGAGGCCACCUGGCCUGGGCUGCUGUUAGCUGAGGCCGACGUCAGAGCCAUCCUCUCCCUGCUCAGGCCUGGGGUGAUGUGGGGCCCAAACUCUGCGGUAGAUCUGCCUUCAAGCUGGAGAAGGCCUGUGUCUCUGGGGCUCAGCCAUUUCUCUUUGGCACAGCCCCCCACUGGGUGUGGGGCCCAAUACUGUCUGGCUGGUUGUGGGGGAGCAGGCACUGAGGCGAACCUUCUGUACAGAGUCUUCAGACAGUUACUGUGGUCUCAAGAGGCUUCAAGACUGUAAACUCAGGACACUCAGGGCUCGCCCCCAUCCCUCACCAAUCUUAUCUGAAAGUCACCCUGGAGUUCUCCCUACUGACCCUAGAGGAGGCCUCUGAACCCCAUCUCCGAUUCUAACAGCAAG
Messenger RNA from Arvicola amphibius (Eurasian water vole), 1181 nucleotides. RefSeq names its product RAB36, member RAS oncogene family (gene Rab36). NCBI's taxonomy places the organism in Eukaryota, Metazoa, Chordata, Mammalia, Rodentia, Cricetidae. The transcript has 10 exons. The record is from RefSeq and is a predicted model, not a curated record. Gene Ontology annotation, molecular function: GTP binding; GTPase activity. The coding region runs from base 1 to 804 and encodes 267 amino acids.